UCCGUGUGAGAGACAGUCUGUCCCAGUGUCGGCCUGUGAGUGCCUACGGGUGCGUCAAGGUGGAAGUUCCCUGUAGAUCAACAGGGUGAACUUCCCUACAGGCAGCGUGAGGACAGCCUGUGCCCCAGAAGCAGGAUGAGAAGAUGGCAGACUUCCUGUUACCUCGGGGCACCAGCAGCUUCCGCAGGUUCACCCGGGAGUCUCUGGCGGCCAUCGAGAAGCGCAUGGCGGAGAAGCAGGCCCGGAGCUCCGCCGCCUCGCAGGAGAGCCGCGACGGGCCGCCCGAGGAGGAGGCUCCCCGGCCCCAGCUGGACCUGCAGGCCUCCAAAAAGCUGCCGGAUCUCUACGGCAACCCACCCCGAGAACUCAUCGGGGAGCCCCUGGAGGACCUGGACCCCUUCUAUAGCACUCAAAAGACCUUCAUCGUCCUGAACAAAGGCAAGACCAUCUUCCGGUUCAGUGCCACCAACGCCUUGUAUGUCCUCAGCCCCUUCCACCCCAUCCGGAGAGCGGCUGUGAAGAUCUUGGUUCAUUCGCUCUUCAGCAUGCUCAUCAUGUGUACCAUCCUGACCAACUGCGUGUUCAUGGCCCAGCACGACCCUCCACCCUGGACCAAAUAUGUCGAGUACACCUUCACUGCCAUCUACACCUUCGAGUCUCUGGUCAAGAUUCUGGCUCGAGGCUUCUGCCUGCACGCGUUCACCUUCCUUCGGGACCCGUGGAACUGGCUGGACUUCAGUGUGAUCAUCAUGGCGUAUGUAUCAGAAAAUAUAAAACUAGGCAAUUUGUCGGCUCUUCGAACUUUCAGAGUCCUGAGAGCUCUAAAAACUAUUUCAGUUAUCCCAGGCCUGAAGACCAUCGUGGGGGCCCUGAUCCAGUCUGUGAAGAAGCUGGCCGACGUGAUGGUCCUCACGGUCUUCUGCCUCAGCGUCUUUGCCCUCAUCGGCCUGCAGCUCUUCAUGGGCAACCUGAGGCACAAGUGCGUUCGCAACUUCACAAUGCUCAACGGCACCAACAGCACCAAUGGCUCCGUGGAGGCCGGCGGCCUGAUCUGGGAAUCGCUGGACCUCUACCUCAACAACCCAGAAAAUUACCUACUCAAGAAUGGCACCUCUGACGUGUUACUCUGUGGGAACAGCUCCGACGCUGGGACAUGUCCCGAGGGCUACAGGUGCCUGAAGGCAGGCGAGAACCCUGACCACGGCUACACCAGCUUCGACUCCUUCGCCUGGGCCUUCCUCGCCCUCUUCCGACUGAUGACGCAAGACUGCUGGGAGCGCCUCUACCAGCAGACCCUGAGGUCUGCAGGGAAGAUCUACAUGAUCUUCUUCAUGCUGGUCAUCUUCCUGGGCUCCUUCUACUUGGUGAACUUGAUCCUGGCUGUGGUCGCCAUGGCCUACGAGGAGCAAAACCAAGCCACCAUCGCGGAGACAGAGGAGAAGGAAAAGCGAUUCCAGGAAGCCAUGGAGUUGCUCAAGAAAGAGCAGGAGAAUCGUUUCAGCAUCACCCACGGCCUCAGCAGGACCUCCAUGAAGCCGCGCUCCAGCCAUGGGAGCAUUUUCACCUUCCGCCGACGGGACCUGGGCUCCGAGACAGAUUUUGCAGACGAUGAAAACAGCACCGCCGGGGACAGCGAGAGCCACCGCACAUCGCUGCUGGUGCCUUGGCCCCUGCGGCGGCCUAGCACCCAGGGACAGCCCAGUCCUGGAACCUCAACUCCCGGCCACGUGCUCAACGGCAAGAGGAACAGCACUGUGGACUGUAACGGAGUGGUCUCCUUGCUGGGGGCAGGUGACCCCGAGGCCACCUCCCCGGGGAGUCACCUCCUCCACCCUAUGAAGCUGGAGCGCCCCCUGGAUACGACUACGCCAUCGGAGGAGCCAGGCAGGCCCCAGACGCUGACGCCCCAGGCUCCAUGUGUCGACGGCUUUGAGGAGCCAGGAGAGCGGCAGCGAGCCCUCAGCGCAGUGAGCGUCCUCACCAGUGCCCUGGAAGAGUUGGAGGAGUCUCAGCGCAAGUGUCCACCGUGCUGGAUCCGUUUCGCCCAGCACUACCUGAUCUGGGAGUGCUGCCCGCUGUGGAUGUCCAUUAAGCAGAAAGUGAAGUUCAUGGUCAUGGACCCAUUUGCUGACCUCGCCAUCACCAUGUGCAUCGUGCUUAACACACUCUUCAUGGCCCUGGAGCACUACAACAUGACGACCGAAUUUGAGGAGAUGCUGCAGGUCGGAAACCUGGUCUUCACAGGGAUCUUCACAGCAGAGAUGACCUUCAAGAUCAUCGCCUUGGACCCCUACUACUACUUCCAGCAGGGCUGGAACAUCUUCGACAGCAUCAUCGUCAUCCUCAGCCUCAUGGAGCUGGGCCUGUCCCGCAUGGGCAACCUGUCGGUGCUUCGCUCCUUCCGCCUGCUUCGGGUCUUCAAGCUGGCCAAAUCCUGGCCCACCCUGAACACACUCAUCAAGAUCAUUGGGAACUCGGUGGGCGCGCUGGGCAACCUGACGCUGGUGCUGGCCAUCAUCGUGUUCAUCUUCGCUGUGGUGGGCAUGCAGCUCUUCGGCAAGAACUACUCAGAGCUGAGGCACCACAUCAGUGACUCAGGCCUUCUGCCCCGCUGGCACAUGAUGGACUUCUUCCAUGCCUUCCUCAUCAUCUUCCGCAUCCUCUGUGGAGAGUGGAUCGAGACCAUGUGGGACUGCAUGGAGGUGUCCGGGCAGUCACUAUGCUUGCUGGUCUUCCUGCUUGUUAUGGUCAUUGGUAACCUUGUGGUCCUGAACCUCUUCCUGGCUCUACUGCUCAGCUCCUUCAGCGCGGACAACCUCACAGCCCCCGACGAGGAUGGGGAGAUGAACAACCUCCAGCUGGCCCUGGCCCGCAUCCAGCGGGGCCUGCGCUUCAUCAAGCGGACCACCUGGGACUUCUGCUGUGGGCUCUUGCAGCGGCCGCCUCAGAAGCCCGCGGCCCUCGCCUCCCAGGGCCAGCUGCCAGGCUGUAUCGCCACCUCCAGCCCCCCGCCCCCACCAGAGGCCGAGAAGGCGCCCCCAGCCCGCAAGGAGACGCGGUUUGAGGAAGGCCAGCGGCCAGGUCAGGGCGCAUCCGGGGAUGCCGAGCCCGUGUGUGUGCCCAUCGCCAUGGCCGAGUCAGACACGGAGGACCCCGAGGAGGAUGAGAACAGCCUGAGCACAGAGGAAGAGUCCAGCAAGCAGCUGCCUGAAGACAGUUACUCUGAGGGGAGCACAGCAGAUAUGACCAACACCGCUGACCUCCUGGAGCAGAUCCCUGACCUCGGAGAGGACGUCAAAGACCCGGAGGACUGCUUCACUGAAGGCUGUGUCCGACGCUGUCCCUGCUGUACCGUGGACACCACACAGGCCCCCGGGAAGGUCUGGUGGAGGCUGCGCAAGACCUGCUACCGCAUCGUGGAGCACAGCUGGUUCGAGACGUUCAUCAUCUUCAUGAUCCUGCUCAGCAGUGGCGCGCUGGCCUUUGAGGAUAUCUACCUGGAGGAGCGGAAGACCAUCAAGGUCUUGCUGGAGUACGCCGACAAGAUGUUCACCUACGUCUUCGUGCUGGAGAUGCUGCUCAAGUGGGUGGCCUACGGCUUCAAGAAGUACUUCACCAACGCCUGGUGCUGGCUUGAUUUCCUCAUCGUGGACGUCUCGCUGAUCAGCCUGGUGGCCAACGCCCUGGGCUUUGCUGAGAUGGGCCCCAUCAAGUCACUGCGGACCUUGCGUGCGCUCCGACCACUGCGAGCCCUGUCACGAUUUGAGGGCAUGAGGGUUGUGGUCAACGCCCUGGUGGGCGCCAUCCCAUCCAUCAUGAACGUCCUUCUCGUCUGCCUCAUCUUCUGGCUCAUCUUCAGCAUCAUGGGCGUGAACCUCUUCGCGGGGAAGUUUGGGAGGUGCAUCAACCAGACCGAGGGAGACAUGCCCUUGAACUAUACCAUCGUGAACAACAAGAGCGACUGUGAGUCUUUCAACGUGACUGGCGAAUUGUACUGGACCAAGGUGAAAGUCAACUUUGACAACGUGGGGGCCGGGUACCUGGCCCUUCUGCAGGUGGCAACAUUUAAAGGCUGGAUGGACAUCAUGUAUGCAGCUGUAGACUCCAGGGGGUACGAGGAGCAGCCCCAGUGGGAAUACAACCUCUACAUGUAUAUCUAUUUUGUCAUCUUCAUCAUCUUUGGGUCUUUCUUCACCCUGAACCUGUUCAUCGGUGUCAUCAUCGACAACUUCAACCAACAGAAGAAAAAGUUAGGGGGCCAGGACAUCUUCAUGACAGAGGAGCAGAAGAAGUACUACAAUGCCAUGAAGAAGUUGGGCUCCAAGAAGCCCCAGAAGCCCAUCCCACGGCCCCUGAACAAGUACCAGGGCUUCAUAUUCGACAUUGUGACCAAGCAGGCCUUCGACGUCACCAUCAUGUUUCUCAUCUGCUUAAACAUGGUGACCAUGAUGGUGGAGACAGACGACCAGAGCCCUGAGAAGGUCAACAUCUUGGCCAAGAUCAACCUGCUGUUCGUAGGCAUCUUCACAGCCGAGUGUAUCUUCAAGAUGGUUGCCCUGCGCCACUAUUAUUUCACCAACAGCUGGAACAUCUUUGACUUCGUGGUCGUCAUCCUCUCCAUCGUGGGCACUGUGCUCUCAGACAUCAUCCAGAAGUACUUCUUCUCCCCGACGCUUUUCCGCGUCAUCCGCCUGGCCCGCAUCGGCCGCAUCCUCAGGCUGAUCCGUGGGGCCAAGGGCAUCCGCACACUGCUCUUCGCCCUCAUGAUGUCCCUGCCCGCCCUCUUCAACAUCGGGCUGCUGCUCUUCCUUGUCAUGUUCAUCUACUCCAUCUUCGGCAUGGCCAACUUCGCCUAUGUCAAGUGGGAGGCCGGCAUCGAUGACAUGUUCAACUUCCAGACCUUCGCCAACAGCAUGCUGUGCCUCUUCCAGAUCACCACGUCGGCGGGCUGGGACGGGCUCCUCAGCCCCAUCCUCAACACGGGGCCCCCCUACUGCGACCCCAACCUGCCCAACAGCAACGGCUCCCGGGGCAACUGCGGGAGCCCCGCAGUGGGCAUCCUCUUCUUCACCACCUACAUCAUCAUCUCCUUCCUCAUCGUGGUCAACAUGUACAUCGCCAUCAUCCUGGAGAACUUCAGUGUGGCCACGGAGGAGAGCACGGAGCCCUUGAGUGAGGACGACUUUGACAUGUUCUAUGAGAUCUGGGAGAAGUUCGACCCGGAGGCCACCCAGUUCAUCGAGUAUUCGGCCCUGUCCGACUUCGCCGACGCCCUGUCGGAGCCGCUCCGGAUCCCCAAGCCCAACCAGAUAAGCCUCAUCAAUAUGGACCUGCCCAUGGUGAGCGGGGACCGCAUCCACUGCAUGGACAUCCUCUUUGCCUUCACCAAGAGGGUCCUGGGCGAAUCUGGGGAGAUGGAUGCCCUGAAGAUCCAGAUGGAGGAGAAGUUCAUGGCGGCCAACCCGUCCAAGAUCUCCUACGAGCCCAUCACCACCACGCUGCGGCGGAAGCACGAGGAGGUGUCGGCCACGAUCAUCCAGCGGGCCUUCCGCCGGCACCUGCUUCAGCGCUCGGUCAAGCACGCCUCCUUCCUCUACCGCCGGCAGGCGGGCAGCAGCGGCCUCUCGGACGAGGACGCCCCGGAGCAGGAGGGCCUCAUCGCCUACAUGAUGAACGAGAACUUCUCCCGCCGCCUCGGCCCGCCCUGCAGCUCCUCCGUCUCCUCCACGUCCUUCCCGCCCUCCUACGACAGCGUCACCAGGGCCACCAGCGACAACCCCCAGGUGCGGGCGUCUGACUACAGCCCAAGCGAGGAUCUCGCAGACUUCCCCCCAACCCCCGACAGGGACCGCGAGUCAGUCGUGUGAGCGCAGCCCAGGGAGGGGGGCGCCAGCGCAGAGCAUCGUGGCAAACCCAAGGGCAGCCGCUGGGCCGUCCGACCUUUGCUUUGGGCUUCGGGAGUGAGAGAGGAGCCUGGCCCUGUGGACCGACCAGGCAGUCCUGUGCACCGCGCCGAUGGCUGGAAGCACUUGGCCGAGCUGUCCGUCUGGGGUUACCAGUCCUGGGGGGCCGGGUCUGGUCGGGCAGCGCCCUGGGGCUCUGACCACCACCUCCGUCCCAGCUGCUGAGACAAAACGCGAAACCAAGACUAUGUUGUGAAUGGGCUUUCAUACAUUUAUUAUAUUUGAUAUUUUUUUACUUGAGCAAAGAACUUUUUUUUUUUCAUGGAUGGAUCAGCAGCGAUUCACACUGCCUCUUCCUAACUCUGAACAAGAGUGUCUGUGGAGUUGCUGGGGCCCUGCUGUCAAUGCAAAAGUGAGAUCCAGUGUGGGUCCCACGGGCCUUCACUGCCUAGGGGCGGGCAGAAAGGGGGUCCCCCGCCGCUUGGGCUGAGGUGCCAGGCGGGCUGAACCCUUUCCCAUACAGACGUGCGCGCACUUUCACACUCACAGAGUGUGAGACUCCUGGACUCCCCGAGGUGAGCGGCCCCCCACAGGUGGGAUUCUUGUCAGCCAGGGCUCACUCACUGCCCCAUUUCCCCCUGUAUGUUUAUGCAGGCCACCCUGGAGUCAGGCCUAUAAAUACAACAAGCUUCCGGAAGAGAGUGGCCGGCUCCCAGGGCUUGUCCUCGGCACUGACGCUGCCUUUCUUCCCUGUAGAGCUCGGCCUCUGUUAGAGUAUCAACAUCAAGGGAAGGGCCUGAGGGAGGCCAUACGUCCUGCCACCCGGCUUGUCCAUGCUGCGCAGCCUGGCUGGCCCUGCCCCAGCAAGAGGAGGCUGAGCCCGUGGGGUUGGGGUGAAGGACCCGCUCCACAGCCCCCAGCACGGUGCCCACCAGCCCGCGUGGAGAAUGGAAUCUGCUGUCAUCACCCAGGCUCGCUCUCCAGACCUUUCUGCCUCUGCCCAGGGCUGAGGGGGUGCCCGUGUGGACCCCAGCUUCAGCAGCACAGGAGUGGGGAGGGCUACCCAGGCCGCGUGCACGGAAGGGGCUGCAGGACGCUCAGGAGGGGAAUGGACCCCAGGUCUCCUGGGAAAGGGAGUCGAGUGACCCUGGACCAGCGCCCCUCCCCCCGGCCCCGUUCAGCCCGGGGUCCCGGUGGCACCGCACUCGGGACCUCCUGGGGCAGGGUCCAGGCUGCCCACGGGUCUUGUGAGCAGGCCUUUUCAGGGAAAAAUACUUUUUCUAG
This is a messenger RNA of Odocoileus virginianus texanus, 7187 nucleotides long. Lineage: Eukaryota; Metazoa; Chordata; Mammalia; Artiodactyla; Cervidae. The record is from RefSeq and is a predicted model, not a curated record.